Molecule: messenger RNA, 1026 nt
Organism: Bathycoccus prasinos
Lineage: Eukaryota; Viridiplantae; Chlorophyta; Mamiellophyceae; Mamiellales; Bathycoccaceae
Exons: 1
Coding region: 1-1026 (341 amino acids)
Source: RefSeq, a predicted model, not a curated record
AUGGGUAAAAUCAAAAUCGGAUGCGCGACCGAUUUGAGCGAUAAAAUCGCCGUCGUCACCGGGGCGAACACGGGCAUUGGUUUUCACACGGCGAAACUUCUCGCAAAAGCAAACUUAAAAACAGUCGUUUUAGCCUGCCGGUCGAAAGAGAGAGCGCAAUCGGCCAAGGAGGAGAUUGAGAAGUUCUGUAAAAGCGGUGACGGUGAGAAUGAAUGCGUCGUGGAGGUGAUGGAAUUGGAUUUGAGCGAUACGGAUUCCAUCAAUCGAUUCGCGAAGGAGUUUCACAAAAAAUUCAAAAGGCUGGACGUCUUGGUGAACAACGCCGGCUUGAACAUGUCCGCGGGGUACUCGGGGCCGAAAGUCACAAAGCAAGGGUACGAGAUGUGCAUGGGGACGAACUAUUUCGGGCAUUUUAUGCUGACGAGUUUGUUAUUACCGGCGUUGCAGAAAGGGAAAGGGACGUCGCGAGUGGUGGCGCUGUCGAGCGUGACUUCGUGGUUCGGGUCGAAUAAGUACCAUUAUUUCGUGAAAGGACCGUCGAAAACGAAAGGGAAUUACUCGGCGAGUAAGUUGGCGUGUUUGGCGAUGACUAGGGAGUUGCAAAGAAGGUUGGAUAGGCAGGAUCCGGAUAACAACGUGGAGUGUGUGGCGGCGGAUCCCGGGUUCGUGGCGUCGGAUAUUUGGAGGAACUACAACGUCGUUUGGCGAAUGGUAGCCGGGUUGUUGGCGUUGACGCCGGAGGAAGGGGCGAUGACGAGCGUGCACGCGGCGUCGUUGAAAUCGGUCAAGAAAGGUCAGUUGUACAUGCCGUUUUCGAUUCGUUUGAGUAAGGUUUUUAAAUUGAAUAAAGGGUUGGGGUAUAAGUGCAUGGCGUUGCAGAGGGUGUUUGCGGGUUUUUGCGCGGACGAUUGCGCACCAAAGGCGAAGGAUUUGAAAUCGAACGAAAAGUUGUGGGAUUUGAGCGUGGAAUUCUGCAAAGAGAACGGGAUGUCUGCGAGCGCGAUGGGAGUAUUGAACGCGUUGUAA